Messenger RNA from Lodderomyces beijingensis, 708 nucleotides. NCBI's taxonomy places the organism in Eukaryota, Fungi, Ascomycota, Pichiomycetes, Serinales, Debaryomycetaceae. The record is from the annotation of a GenBank genome assembly.
AUGGAAAGCUCAGAAACAGAGUCGAUUGCAUCGGAUAAACACAACCAUCACAACACCACGCAGUCGCCAACGCAAACGCACACGCAUCCAAACCCAGACGAUGGCAUCUCGCUCGAUGCGCUCUUUGCGGACUUGCAACGAGAACUAGAUACUCAAGCUAGCAGCGCCGACCAAGGGUCGCUUCCUUCUCGUGUUGAAAGCGAAGACUACAAGUCGAUCCAGCGAUCGCUCAAUAACCUCCCGAAGCUCACCUCGCUGCUUGAACCAAACACUAAGAGUGGUAAACCCACCAACAAGCCGAUCCGGAUCCAUGACCCCGUGGCGAGCAACGCCUUGAAAGCCGCGAAAUCGAAAGACGCAACGGAUGCCCGCUGGUUCCACAUGGCGCAACCCGAAAUCACCCCGCAGAUCAAACGCGACUUGGACGUGAUUCGACAGAGGCAAGCGUUGGACCCCAAGAGACACUACAAGCGUGAAAAGUGGAGCGUGCCUAAAUUUUUCUCGAUGGGGACCAUUGUGGAGGGCAACACGGGCUAUUAUAAUCAGUUGAAGCGGAGGGAGCGGGGCACGAGCUUGGUGCUGGAGAUUUUGGCUGAUGAUGGCACGAAGAAGUAUUUUAAGCGGAAAUAUGGCGAGAUUCAGGCGAGUCGGACUAGUGGGAAACGGGCACAUUAUAAAAAGGUGAAGCUGGAGCGAAAGAGGUUUUGA